Molecule: messenger RNA, 1105 nt
Organism: Paralichthys olivaceus (Japanese flounder)
Lineage: Eukaryota; Metazoa; Chordata; Actinopteri; Pleuronectiformes; Paralichthyidae
Gene: mpv17l
Product: MPV17 mitochondrial membrane protein like
Biological process (GO): mitochondrial ribosome assembly; cellular response to reactive oxygen species
Cellular component (GO): mitochondrion; membrane; cytoplasm
Source: RefSeq, a predicted model, not a curated record
GGGCAGUUCAGUGUAAUUUGUAAGCGGGUUCCCGGUUUCUCCUCCCGGCGCCAGAAUGAGGAGAGCUGUGCUGAAAGAAGCCGCCAAACGAUUCCCCUGGUUGGCCAAUGUCACCUUGUACGGCUGCUUAUUUGCCGGCGGUGACCUGGUCCAUCAGCUCAUAGCUCAGAAGGAGCGCAUGGACUGGAGACACACUCGUAACGUGGCCAUCGUGGCAAUCAGUUUCCAUGGAAACUUUAAUUACUUCUGGCUACGUGCCCUGGAGAGGCGCUUCCCUGGAAAAUCUGCCGGGAUGGUUUUCCGCAAACUGCUGCUGGACCAAAGCUUCGCGUCGCCUUUGGCCACCAGUGUCUUCUACACAGGGGUGAGCUUCUUGGAGGGCAAAGAGGACAUAUUUGAAGACUGGAGAGAGAAGUUCUUCAACACCUGGAAGACUGGACUCAUGUACUGGCCUUUUAUGCAGUUUCUGAACUUUGUUCUGAUGCCAUUAUACAUGCGAACGGCCUUCAUGGGCUGCUGCGCCUUCCUGUGGGCCACCUUCCUGUGCUUCUCGCGGCAGGACGGCGACGGCACUGCCGCUGUGGCUCUGGCUUUUGUCAUGGAUCCCCGUAAAACAUUGGAGGAGAUGCGUGAGGCCCGGCUGGCCAGAAGAAGGCAAAGGACCCAGAAGGAAAACUGAAGGAAGGAGGAAAAGAGGGUCACUACGUCUGUCAUUCAAGCGUUUGAGCUUCGAUAGCAGGACAGAAGGCGUUUUGACCUUUGCUAAAACCACACAAAGGGAAAGUGUAGAGAGCUGAAGAGCAUCUCACUGGUUUAUGAGAAACACUGUGUUACUGAGUACAUACAUCUGUCACAUACACUCACAUCUGUUUGACUGUAAUAUAGUAAAUAUGAAGAAUUCACUGGAAGCAUGGACCUAUGGACUUCUCACUGUAAAGGGUAUCUGUGAUGUGAUGAGGGACUGCGGCUGGUUGCUGUUGAUGUUGGUUUGAUGUGUGUCGAUCAGGUUUAAGGGCUCACUUUUUCUUUACACUAGUCGUGCCUUCUUUUGGUGACAAGACCCCUGGUCCACGAGCUGGAGGUGUUUGGCUGACUGGGCAUUGGU